Molecule: messenger RNA, 668 nt
Organism: Carlito syrichta (Philippine tarsier)
Lineage: Eukaryota; Metazoa; Chordata; Mammalia; Primates; Tarsiidae
Gene: HSPB2
Product: heat shock protein family B (small) member 2
Exons: 1
Biological process (GO): protein refolding; response to heat
Molecular function (GO): protein folding chaperone
Source: RefSeq, a predicted model, not a curated record
UGCCCCUUAGGCCUCCUGCCAGAAGAGAUCCUGACCCCCACACUCUACCAUGGCUACUACGUCCGGCCUCGGGCCGCCCGAGCUGGGGAGGGCAGCAGGGCAGGGGCCUCCGAGCUGAGGCUCAGUGAGGGCAAGUUCCAGGCAUUUCUGGACGUGAGCCACUUUACCCCGGAUGAGGUGACCGUGAGGACUGUGGACAACCUUCUGGAGGUGUCUGCCCGACACCCCCAGCGCCUGGACCGCCAUGGCUUCGUGUCCCGAGAGUUCUGCCGCACCUACAUCCUGCCUGCUGACGUGGACCCCUGGAGGGUGCGAGCAGCCCUCUCCCACGACGGCAUCCUUAACCUGGAGGCGCCCCGGGGCGGCCGUCACUUGGACACAGAGGUCAAUGAGGUCUACAUCUCCCUGCUCCCUGCACCUCCGGAUCCAGAGGAAGAGGAGGAGGCAGCGGGGUUUGAGCCCUGAUUGCCACAGACCCAGCACGCAGAGAAUCCCUUUCCACCUCCCACAGCGACAGGAGUUACUGCCCACCACUCCAGAGGUAGCGGCAUCCUUGGAGGAAGGGAAAGGCGCAUGGUCCACAAUGUAUGGUUUGGUCCCCUGGGACAUGUCGCAGCCUUGGGUUUAGCGUUGGGUGGAGCUGAAUAAACCCAACCAAAUCUCAGGGC